This is a messenger RNA of Leptonychotes weddellii (Weddell seal), 2799 nucleotides long. The record is from RefSeq and is a predicted model, not a curated record. NCBI's taxonomy places the organism in Eukaryota, Metazoa, Chordata, Mammalia, Carnivora, Phocidae.
UGAAAUUUUGAAAAGAAGAAAAUCCAGGAUCAGUGCUCUGGCACUUGGUAAGAAAAUCCCAUGAACUCUUGAUAGCAUGUUCCAUGAUUUAUACUAUUAAAAUGCAGAUGUAAAUUAGCAUACGUUUUGCAAAUUAUCGAUUUGUUGAAAUGGCUGGCUCUCAAAGAAAGGAAGAAAGGAAGAAAAAAAGAAAGAAAGAAAAAAGAAAAGGGAAAGAAAGAAAGAAAGGAAGAAAAACACACACACUUGGGAUGGAACCCUUUAGGGCAUAAAAAGGAAUAGAAUCCUUUAUUUAGUUAACUUCGUUAUUUGCAGCCGGUAUGUCAUCUGUGAGAGACUGAUGUCAUGCAGAUUGAAUGCAGAGGCAAACGUGUGUGUGUGUGUGUGUGUGUGCGUGUGUGUGUUCGUGCGCACGCUUGCGUGUGCUUUAAAGCCCCACUCCCAGAAUAUGAAGUGAGUGUGAAGGGCACCACAACAACCCCUGGAUCUGUCAAGAAUGUACCUAUUUUUAACAAACUGGAUCAAGUGUCAGCGCUCAAUAGGAGAUGAAGAAGGGGGUAGAGACUGUGUUCUUCAGAUUCAGCGGAUGGUAAACGGCCCUCUGGCAUGUUUACAAUACAGCUGUGCGUUCUUAAUGGCUCUGCUGCUACCACGUCAGUGCAGCUGUCUGCUUCAGGAAGUGAGGUCUACAGCAACGAGGAGAAUCUUCAAGAGCUGCCUCGCAGUGUGACAUGUCUGAGCCCUUACUCCAGUCCCUGCAGCAUGAACAAGGGUGUGAACGGCAUGUCUGUGGAUGAGAAGCCUGACUCCCCCAUGUAUGUGUAUGAGUCCACAGUCCACUGCACCAACAUCCUCCUGGGCCUCAAUGACCAGCGGAAAAAGGAUAUUCUCUGUGACGUGACUCUGAUUGUGGAAAGGAAGGAGUUCCGGGCCCACCGGGCUGUGCUGGCCGCAUGCAGUGAAUACUUCUGGCAGGCGCUGGUUGGACAGACGAAAAAUGACUUGGUGGUCAGCUUGCCUGAGGAGGUCACGGCCAGGGGCUUUGGGCCUCUGCUACAGUUUGCCUACACCGCCAAACUAUUACUCAGCAGAGAAAACAUCCGCGAGGUCAUCCGCUGUGCUGAGUUCCUGCGCAUGCAUAACCUGGAGGACUCCUGCUUCAGCUUCCUGCAGACCCAGCUCCUGAACAGUGAGGAUGGCCUGUUCGUGUGCCGGAAGGACACAGCGUGCCAGCGCCCGCACGAGGACCAUGAGAACUCCGCGGGAGAGGAGGAGGAGGAAGAGGAGGAGACGAUGGACUCCGAGACGGCCAAGAUGGUGUGCCCCAGGGACCAGAUGCUUCCAGACCCCAUCAGCUUUGAGGCCACCGCCAUCCCAGUAGCCGAGAAGGAAGAAGCUUUGCUGCCCGAGUCCGAUGUGCCGGCCGACACCAAGGAGAGCUCCGAAAAGGACGCGUUAACGCAGUACCCCAGAUACAAGAAAUACCAGCUUGCAUGUACCAAGAAUGUCUACAAUGCAUCAUCACACAGUACCUCAGGUUUUGCAAGCACAUUCAGUGAAGAGAACUCUAGCAACAGCCUCAAGCCGGGGCUUGCCGUGGGGCAGAUUAAAAGUGAGCCGCCCAGUGAAGAGAACGAGGAAGAGAGCAUCACGCUCUGCCUGUCCGGAGACGAGCCUGACAGCAAGGACCGAGCGGGUGAUAUCGAAAUGGACCGGAAACAGCCCAGCCCCGCCCCCGGCCCCGCCCCCGCCGCCGGGGCCACCUGCCUGGAGAGAUCCAGGAGUGUGUCCUCCCCCUCCUGUUUAAGGUCUCUGUUCAGCAUAAAAAAUAGUGUGGAGUUGUCUGGCCUGCCCAGUACCUCUCAGCAGCACUUUGCCAGGAGUUCAGCGUGCCCUUUUGACAAGGGGAUCACUCAGGGUGACCUUAAAACUGACUAUGCCCCUUUCCCGGGGAAUUACGGACAGCCCCACCUGGGCCAGAAGGACCCGUCCAACUUCACCAUGGGGUCGCCCCUCAAGGGGCCUGGGUUGGAGGCUCUCUGUAAACAGGAAGGAGAGCUGGACCGGAGAAGUGUGAUCUUCUCCUCGAGCGCUUGUGACCAAGUGAGCACUGCGGUGCAUUCGUAUUCUGGGGUAAGCAGUUUGGACAAAGACCUCUCCGAGCCGGUGCCAAAGGGUCUGUGGGUGGGGGCUGGCCAGUCCCUCCCCAGCUCACAGGCCUACGCCCACGGUGGGCUGAUGGCUGACCAUUUGCCAGGAAGGAUACGGCCCAACACUAGCUGCCCGGUGCCGAUCAAAGUCUGCCCUCGCUCGCCCCCCUUGGAGACCAGGACCAGGACUUCCAGCUCAUGCUCCUCCUAUUCCUACGCAGAGGAUGGGAGCGGGGGCUCACCCUGCAGCCUCCCUCUCUGUGAGUUCUCCUCCUCGCCCUGUUCCCAGGGAGCCAGAUUCCUAGCCACAGAACAUCAGGAACCAGGCCUGAUGGGAGAUGGAAUGUACAACCAAGUCCGACCCCAAAUUAAAUGUGAGCAGUCUUAUGGAACCAACUCCAGCGACGAAUCCGGAUCGUUCUCGGAAGCAGACAGUGAGUCGUGUCCCGUGCAGGACAGGGGCCAGGAGGUAGGGAACCCGCAUAAAUUCAAGCAUGUGAUCCACUCUUGCAGUCCUUUAUCUGGACUCUACCUGCUGCCCCACUCCCAGAUUAAAGGUUCCAGGAAAGGGACUGCCUUCCCCAUCCACAGAGGCAGGAUGCUUCAGAGUUAUUCCAAAUUAACCACUUUUGUCCUAGAAGGCACUUGA